Molecule: messenger RNA, 1839 nt
Organism: Naumovozyma castellii
Lineage: Eukaryota; Fungi; Ascomycota; Saccharomycetes; Saccharomycetales; Saccharomycetaceae
Product: RNA polymerase II degradation factor 1
Exons: 1
Coding region: 1-1839 (612 amino acids)
Source: RefSeq, a predicted model, not a curated record
AUGCCCUCACAAUUCAGGAAAUCAAGUAAUAAUACAAAAUCUCAGGACCCCGAGCUAAAGUUUAAGCUAGAUACACUUACAGAACUGUUCCCAGACUGGACAAACGAUGAUUUAAUUGAUCUAGUCCAAGAAUACGAUGAUUUGGAAACUAUAAUUGAUAAAAUCACCUCGGGUGCGGUUACUCGAUGGGAUGAAGUUAAAAAGCCUUCAAAGAAGGAGAAAUCUGAAAAGAAGGAUACCACUCAUCAAUAUCAAUCAUAUCAUGACCUAGAACAUAUUUACGAUGAUGAUACCGAUAUUAAACCCAAGGGAGCUCAUCGUAAUAAUAACCGUCCAAGGGGUGGUAGUAGUAAUAAUGUACAAAGAAAUAAGAAGCCUGUUUCUGCUGUGAAUACAAGACAUAUAGAUACUGAUAAACUAAAGCCUGCAACCACACCUGCUAAAAGUGUUUCUCAUACUACAUCUUGGGCUGCGGCUGUGGCUUCAAGCAGACCGGUAGAGCCUGAAAAGGAGGAAGAAAAAUCUACUGACAAAGAAGAGCAAGAUGAAUCUAGUCAAGAACCAGUAGAAGAAGAGGAACAAGAACAAGAAAAAGAGGAACAAGAAUCAGGUGAAGAGGAGGAGGAAGAAAAUGCUGAACCUGAGACAAAGAAGAUGACUUGGGCUGCUAUUGCUACUCCAAAGGCUAAGGAAUCUGCUUUAGAAAAUGUUAAGGAUUUGAAGAAGGAAAUUGAAAAUGUUGAAAACGAAGAAGAAGAAGAAUCAAGUGAAGAAGAAUCUAGCGAAGAAGAGGAAACUAGCGAAGAAGAGGAAUCAAGUGAAGAAGAGGAAGAAUCAAGUGAGGAGGAAGAAGAAUCAAGUGAAGAGAAAGCAAAAGAGGAAGAAAAGACCGUGUCUGUUAAGAAAUCAGAGGUUAAGAAGGCAAAGGCUGAAGUUCCACAAGCAGCCCCACAAACAGAAUCUCUACAAUCAAAGCCUGAACCUGUUCAACAACAGCAACAACAAGAACAACCACAACAAGAUAUCUCUCAACAACAACAAAACUACUACCAACAACAACAACAACAACAACAACAACAACAACAAUAUCCAGGACAACAAAACCAAUUUGGUGCCCAACAAAACUUCCAACAAAUGCCGCAAAAUGCAGCCGCCGCCGCAGCUGCUGCUCAACAACAAUAUUAUAUGUAUCAAGGUCAAUUCCCAGGAUAUUCUUACCCUGGUAUGUUUGAUUCUCAAUCAUAUGGUUAUGGUCAGCAACCUGCCGCUCAAUCUGGUGCAGCUUCUAACCAAUACGAGGCCAUGCAACAAGGAUAUGGUCAAUCCACUCCAGGUACUGCCAAUGCCGAUUUGAGCUCCACUACAGCUGGUGCAGGAACUUCUCCAGCUUCUGCUAAUGUCCAACCACAACAACCUUAUGGUGGCUCCUUUAUGCCAUAUUAUGGCCAUUUCUACCAACAAUCAUUCCCAUAUGCUCAACCACAAUAUGGUAUGGGUGCUGGACAAUAUCCAUACCAAGCACCAAAAGGUGGUAAUUAUUACCAAGGCCAACAGGGACAAGAACAACAAGGUCAAGCUUCAGCCGGUCAAGCCACUGAAGAACCUCAACAAGAAGGACAAGACCAAAGCCAAAAUGCUCAACAACAAGCUGGUCAAACUCCAGGUCAAGGACAAAACUUGACUCCACAACAAUUGCAAUAUCAACAAUAUUACCAAUUUCAACAACAACAGCAACAGCAACAACAACAAGCCGCUGCUGCCGCUGCUCAACAACAGGGUGUGCCAUACGGAUAUACAGGAUAUGAUUAUUCAUCCCAAGCCUCCAGAGGAUUCUAUUAG